Eimeria maxima is the source of this 1620-nucleotide messenger RNA. RefSeq lists its product as hypothetical. The record is from RefSeq and is a predicted model, not a curated record. Bases 1 to 1620 code for a protein of 539 amino acids. NCBI's taxonomy places the organism in Eukaryota, Apicomplexa, Conoidasida, Eucoccidiorida, Eimeriidae. The transcript has 2 exons.
AUGGAGACACCACAGCAACGACACUUCAGCGACAGCUGCUGCAGCGUCAAAAGCGGCAGCAGCAGCAACUGCAACAGCAGCAACUGCAGCACGAGCCCACGUUUAAAUAAUAUUGGAGGGAUACCGCUGCUGCAGCAGCGCGACGACUGUGGGGAGACACCCCGUAUGCCAUACUCUAGCUACAAUGAGCCUGGACUGCAGCAGCAGCAGCAGCAGGAGGAGCUGCAGCAGCCGCAGCACCUGCAGCAGCACCACUUGAUCCAACUAGAGAAGCAGCAACAAUUACAGCAGCAACAGCUGCUGCAGCAGGAGCAGCAGCAGCAUUUUGCUCAGCAGCAACAAUAUAACCCCUACAAUCUCAAUAAUCAGCAGGAUUACAUGCAGCAACAGCCGCAGCAGCAGCAAAUGCAACAACAGCAGCAGUACCCGCAGCAGCAAAUGCAGCCGUUGCAGCUGCCCCAACAGCAGUAUCCCCAGCAGCAAUACGCGCAACAGCAAUACCAGCAGCAGCCACAGCAGCAGCAGUAUCCCCAGCAGCAUCCGCAAUACCCCCAGCAGCAGCUGCAAUACCAGCAGCAGGCACAGCAGCAGCAGUAUCCGCAGCAGCAGCCGCAAUACCCCCAGCAGCAGCUGCAAUACCCCCAGCAGCAGCAGCAGCAGUUCGCGCAGCAGCAGCAAUAUGCCCAACAGCAAUACCCACAACAGCAGCAACAAUACGCUCAACAGCAGCAGCCGCUUCAGCAUCAGUCGCUGCAGCAGCACCUGCAGCAACAACAACAACAGCAACAGCAACAGCAACAGCAGCAGCAGCAGCAGCAGCAGCAGCAGGGUAUGCCAUUUGCUGCAGGUAAGGAUAAUUUAUGCCCAAUAAAUUUAUCUUAUCUUAGCCAAAGAGGAGCAGCAGCAGCAUUUCAGAAGAGGCAGCAGCAGCACCAUGCGCAUAUAUGCGGCAGCGAGGACCUUGCUGCAGCAGGAAGCACGGAUGUAACACCUGCAGCAGCAGCAGCAGCAGGAACAACAACAACAGCAACAAUAAUAACAGCAGCAGCAACAGCAGCAACAUCUGGAGUUGGAAUACCAGCAGCAGCAGCAACUGCAGCAAGCUGCUGCUCCUCUGAGGAUAUUCCUCCACAUUCCUCUGUUACUACACCGAGAGGAUCCGAGUGCAGCAGCAGCAGCAGCAGCAGCAGCUUCAGCAGGGCCAGCAGCAGCUAUAGUAGAAGCAGCAGCAGCAGCAAUUAUAGCAGCAGCAGCAGCGCGUAUGGUAGCUACUAUAAUCUAGCUAGAAACAACAGCAGCAGCAGCAGCAGCUGCAGCAGCAGCAGCAGCUCCUUCCAGCCUCGUGAGGAUCGCCGCAGCAGCCGCAAGAAACUCUUAGAUUCUUUGCGCAGCACAGGAGCUGUGCUGCCUGUAACAGAGAGCAGCAGCAGCAGCAGCAACAACAACAACAACAACAACAAUAAUGCAGCAGGGCAGCAGCAGCAGCAGCAACAGCAACAGCAGCAGGAAGAGGCUGAAGUCCCAUUCCCUCUUAAUCUUAUGGGCAAAAAAGUUGAACCAAGAAAACAUUAUGUCGAGAUUAUCAGGAUGAGCAGCAACAGAAAGAGCAGCAGGAGUUGA